Molecule: messenger RNA, 576 nt
Organism: Gossypium arboreum
Lineage: Eukaryota; Viridiplantae; Streptophyta; Magnoliopsida; Malvales; Malvaceae
Exons: 1
Coding region: 1-576 (191 amino acids)
Molecular function (GO): nucleic acid binding; zinc ion binding
Source: RefSeq, a predicted model, not a curated record
AUGUGCUCCUACAGUAGCAAUACUGUGGAAAGGGCUUUAAAAAAUUAUUCUGAAUUGAUUUCAUAUCUUUUAGUGGCUCAACAAAAUAAUGAGUUGUUGAUGAAAAACCAUGGAAUUCGUCCCACUGGUACUGCACCACUGCCUGAAGUGAAUGUUACAGUACACAAUAAAUAUGGAAAUGAAAAAUAUAAAAGUCGUGAUCAUGGACGUAGUGGGAGACGUGGUCGAAGACGUACUAAUAACUGCUAUCAUGGUGUUCAUAAUAGUGGUAUUUCUAACCACCAGAAAAAGAAUAGCAAUGAAGGACAAGAAAGAGGUGGUCAAAAUAAUCCUUCAAAGGUUAUUGAGAAUUUAUGUUACCGAUGUGGUAUGAAGGGCCAUUGGGCACAUACCUGUCGUACGCCUGAACAUUUAGUGAAACUUUAUCAAGCCUCUAUUAGAGGGAAGAAAAAUAAUAUUGAGACAAAUUUUAUAUCCAAAAAUGAUGAAAUGGAGGAGAAAGAGGAGGGUGAUGUAAUUUAUGGCCUUAAUAAUAUAACUGACCUUGAUGUGAUAGAUUUCUUUGAGAAUCAUUAG